AUGACGGAAGACCUAAAAAGACAUAAUCUUGGGCAAUUCAUCCCGCGGGAAGGCUUUAUAUAUAGAGUGUCGAAGGGCGGUCGUGUUUGUGCUCGUCGCAACUACGACUACAAAAUCACCCUGACUCUCAUGACCCACGCGGUGCUGAAGAAGGAAGUGGUCGAGGCGCUGCUCGCGCGCAUCUUUAUAGGCGCCGCCUACAUCGCACGAGAGCACAAGAACGACUUCUUCGACAUCGUCGACGCGGCCCAGAGGCACUGCCCCUGGACUAAAGACCUACCGCAGCCCGUCAUGAUUGAUCUCGUCCGCGAGCUGUUUGACAGUCGUGCCCGCUGGCACCAACACAAUCAGGUCCCAUUUGACAUUGCCGAGCAUGGAGAGUUGGCCAAGGCCAUCGAUGCUCUGGCCAAGAUCGUAGGACCGGCGUGGACUACCGGCGUCGAGGAGCUAUAUGAUCUUGCCGGUGGCUACUUGGAUUACGACGCCGACAAAGACAUGGUCCUGGGAAACACUCUCGAUACCAGGCCACUGAUUAAAACGGCACAGUCGGCCUAUACCGAGGAACAAGGUACCACCCAUGCCUGUGCAUGCUUCGGCCAGUUCUUGAUGCCCGCAAAGAUCACGGACAAAGUUCCGGCGAAGGAGGCGGGUGAUGAUGGAGACGUGGAAAUGGGCGGCGUUUAA
Messenger RNA from Pyricularia grisea, 684 nucleotides. RefSeq lists its product as uncharacterized. Bases 1 to 684 code for a protein of 227 amino acids. The transcript has a single exon. The record is from RefSeq and is a predicted model, not a curated record. NCBI's taxonomy places the organism in Eukaryota, Fungi, Ascomycota, Sordariomycetes, Magnaporthales, Pyriculariaceae.